UUGAGUUGAUUGUUUGGUGGGCUGGGCGCGUUCGUAACCUAAGAAAUCCGCCAGCGACCAAAACAAACACGACAGAAGUGCCGUUUUCUUUGCAGUAUUAAGCGAAAUGUUCAGGUGAUAGUCGGUAGUGGUGUUUGAGACUCAAAAAUGUGGCGGUUUUACGUAGUUUCGGUCUGUUUGGCCGCGGUGGGUGUGAACGGCCAGUACGAAUGGCAGCAAAGGGACCCCUUCGACGAAGUCAGCAGGGCCAUGAAGAAAAUAAAUAAGGACAACUGCGAAAUUCAACAUCUCGAAGAGCUUUAUUUGCCCGAAAAUUCCGUUUCGCACUUGCCCGACAUCAAAGACAUCAACGUGAAUCCAGUGUUCCCCAAUAGGACGCAGCUAUUGCACCUGCACAACAUGGCCCUUAACAGGGCCUUCUUCUGGAGCUACAUCCUCCAGAGUAGAUUCAUCAGGCCCGCAAUCAACGACACGUACGAUCCGGGAAUGAUGUACUACUUGCUUUCAACAGUUGCUGAUGUAUCAACAAACAUGCACGUGAACGCUAGUGCGGUUUACUUCUCCCCUAACAUGUCUUAUUCAUCAUCAUACAGAGGAUUCUUCAACAAAACAUUCCCCAGAUUUGCUCCCAGGACAUUCAGAGCUGAUGACUUCAAUGACCCCAUACAUCUCGAAAGAAUAUCCACCCUCAACACUUUCACUGUUCACGAUUUGGGGGCCAUAAAACCAGACACAAGCAAUGACUAUACCUCAGACUAUUACAGGAUAAAUGAGUGGUACAAAAAGUGGCUGCCAGACAAUGUCAUAGGCCGGCAUGACACCAAAACCACCUAUCAAGUAGAAAUUCGAUAUGCCAAUAAUACAAAUGAAACUUAUACGUUCCACGGGCCACCCGGUGCCGACGAAAACCCAGGCCCAGUCAAAUGGACCAGGCCUUAUUUUGAUUGUGGCAGAUCCAAUCGGUGGUUGGUAGCUGCUGUUGUUCCCAUUGCUGAUAUCUAUCCUAGGCAUACUGGUUUCAGACAUAUAGAAUACCCCACAUACACUGCUGUAUCUGUCGUUGAAAUGGACUUUGAAAGGAUAGACAUAAACCAGUGUCCUCGAGGAAUGGGUAACAUAGGACCUAACAUGUUUGCUAACACGGCCCGAUGUAAAGAGGAAACAACCGAGUGUGAACCUUUACAUGGCUGGGGAUUCCGGAGAGGGGCCUAUCAGUGUCGAUGUAGACCGGGCUAUCGACUGCCACUGCAAGUUAGAAGGCCGUAUCUUGGUGAAAUUGUCGAGAGGGCGACAGCAGAACAGUACUACAACGGUUUUGACUGCAAGAAAAUAGGCUGGAUCCAAAAAAUGCCGGUACAAUGGGAGAAAUCCCAACCCUACCUGCGAAACCUGGUAUUGGACAGGCACAGGGAAUAUCUGAACGCCCCCUACGGUCCCCAAUCGAUGCGUCAGCCCAAAAUUAACAUACACCGCGUCCUCGACUUCAUCCUGAACAUGAACAAAGACAAGUGCAAGGAGUACAAACCGGAGGAACUACGUCUGGACGGUGGCGUCAUGUUCGGAGCCGAAGAGUUCUUCCAAAACGAAGCCAAAAUGGCCCUGCGUCUGGCCAAUUUCAUCAGUGCCUUCUUGCAAGUCUCCGACCCCAAGGAGGUGUACUCGGGUAAAAGGGUGGCCGAUAAACCACUCACGGAGGACCAAAUGAUCGGUGAGACGUUGGCUAUCGUUCUGGGCAACAGCAGAGUCUGGUCGGCUGGUACCUACUGGGACAGAAACAAGUUCACCAAUCGCACCCUUUUCGCACCCUACGCCUACAAAAAGAUACUCAGUCCUCGAAAGCUGAACGUGGAAGACCUCGCCCGGCUGAACAAAUCCGAGGAAGUCUACCUGAACAAGGAGUGGUUUAGGUUUUUGAAACAAAGGUGGGCGUCCAACUUUGACAACUUGGAGAAGUUCUACAUGAAGAUCAGGCUGCGUUUCAACGAGACCGGCGAAAAUACGAUGAAAUUCGAGCACUUCCCCAAUUAUUACCGGGGGGCGAAGCUGGAGCACGGACAUUGGACGGCCCCGUACUACGACUGCCACGGAAAAGUGCCCAUGUGGAAGAUCAAAUACGUCGCACCGUUCUUUGGAUGGGACAGUCUUAAGGUCAAGUUAGAAUUCAAGGGUGUAGUGGCUGUCACAAUGGACAUGUUAAAAUUAGAUAUAAACCAGUGCCCAGACAAGUACUACGUUCCUAAUAUGUUUAAGGAUACGAAUAAAUGCGACGCCAAAACCUCAUACUGUGUACCAAUUUUGGGCAGAGGUUUUGAAUCAGGUGGGUACAAGUGCGAAUGCAAACAAGGCUUUGAGUAUCCUUUCGAAGAUCAAAUUACGUACUACGACGGUCAGUUGGUGGAGGCAGAGUUCAGCAACUUGGUAGACAACAACGAGACUCGUUUUAACAUGUUCAAAUGCCGCCUGGCUGGUGCCUGCGGAAUUCAAGCCAGCAUUUUUACAAUUCUUCUGAUGUUGUUUGUUAGUUUUGGCUUUUACGGUAGGUAAAUCGAUAUUGUACAUUUUUUUUUCCGAAUAUAUCGAAUCUCGAAUUGUUUUACAAGGAGUGCCUUGUAUAAAAUUAUACUCCAUUAAAACUACUUUUUUACCAAAUUAUCUUAAAGAUAAUGUUUAAAGAAAGUAUUAGCAAAAUUAGAUAUGCACUUAAAAUUGCCUGUGAAGUUGAAUUUGCCGUCCAAAUUUUUAUACAAAUAUUUUUUUAAUUAUAUAGGUGAUAUAUAUAACUACUGACAGUAUCAGUAUCAGUACCAGACUAUCUGGACUUUUUUUGCCAAUCAUUUAGUUGUAAAAUAUGUUGUAUCGUACUGUAGGCCGAGAUGCAAUUUUAUUUUAAAAGGAAAUUAUGUAUAUAAAUUGUUGUGUUCAUCUAAUAUUUACAAAUAAGAGUUUAUAGAAAAAUUGUACUAUAUAACUGGAUAUAUUUCUGGUGCAGAGUACAAAGUAGUCUUAGUCAAGGAUAUUAUAUUAUUGGUAGUCUACUUUUUUACAUCAUUUGAAACUGAUUACAAAUUGACAACAAGAGAAUAUGGAACAUAUUAUUUUAUAAAUAUUUACUCGACCAUUUGACAAAUUGACAACACAAUAGCAUAAACCAAUGAUUUUAUUAAUAUUAUAUUGGUCUCUUAUUUGUCACAGUUUGAUAUUUCGUGACUUUUAAUGAUAUUCUUCCGUCCAUUUUUAUAUGUUUUAUAUUUUUUUAUACGCAUUAUGUAAUUACAUUAUACUAUUUUUACAUUGUAUAAAUAUUAUUGUUUUUACUCUGUUUAGAAACUUAUGUUAGAUAUAUGUGAAUAUGUUUUUAAUAAAGUCAUAAUUAAAGUUA
Molecule: messenger RNA, 3379 nt
Organism: Aethina tumida (small hive beetle)
Lineage: Eukaryota; Metazoa; Arthropoda; Insecta; Coleoptera; Nitidulidae
Exons: 6
Coding region: 148-2544 (798 amino acids)
Source: RefSeq, a predicted model, not a curated record